Triplophysa rosa is the source of this 2628-nucleotide messenger RNA. It is a transcript of the gene ssbp3a, whose product is annotated as single stranded DNA binding protein 3a. Bases 142 to 1308 code for a protein of 388 amino acids. Gene Ontology annotation, molecular function: single-stranded DNA binding; protein binding. The transcript is spliced from 18 exons. NCBI's taxonomy places the organism in Eukaryota, Metazoa, Chordata, Actinopteri, Cypriniformes, Nemacheilidae. Gene Ontology annotation, biological process: positive regulation of transcription by RNA polymerase II. The record is from RefSeq and is a predicted model, not a curated record. Gene Ontology annotation, cellular component: nucleus.
AGUUCAUGAUCUGGCUGUGUCCAGGCCAGGGUCGGUUGAAGCGGAUGGGGUCAGAGGCGGGCUACACGCUGACAGCUGGAGCAUAAGGAAACACAUCGCAGUCAAGCUGCCUGGCAGACGCGUUUAUAUACAGCGCGAGACAUGUUUAAUAAAGGUAAAGGGAGCGCGGUGCCAUCGGACGGGCAAGCUCGGGAAAAGUUGGCAUUAUAUGUUUAUGAAUAUUUGCUGCACGUGGGAGCUCAGAAGUCCGCGCAAACAUUUUUAUCAGAGAUAAGAUGGGAGAAGAACAUAACGCUUGGAGAACCACCGGGUUUUCUGCACUCGUGGUGGUGUGUGUUUUGGGACCUGUACUGCGCAGCACCUGAGAGGAGGGACACAUGUGAUCACUCCAGUGAAGCAAAGGCCUUUCAUGAUUAUAGCGCUGCUGCUGCACCGAGUCCAGUCCUAGGCAACAUGCCCCCUGGAGACGGCAUGCCAGGCGGCCCCAUGCCCCCCGGAUUCUUCCAGGGACCACCUGGUUCCCAGCCUUCACCUCAUGCUCAGCUACCUACCAACUCUAACAUGAUUGGAGCACAUGGACAGCCCUUUAUGUCUCCACGCUAUGCUGGAGGUCCACGGCCGCCCAUCAGAAUGGGUAACCCGCCUCCAGGAGGGCAGCCUUUACCUCCAAAUAUGAUGGACCCUACACGACCAACAGGCCAUCCAAAUAUGGGACCCAUGCAGAGAAUGAACGCUCCCCGAGGAAUGGGUCCAAUGGGACCAGGACCACAGUCUGAUCCGUGGUUAUCAUUACAGAACUAUGGCGGAGGAAUGAGGCCUCCGAACUCCAUGGGCCCUGGAAUGCCAGGGGUGAACAUGGGAGCAGGAGUGGGCAGACAGUGGCCUAAUCCUAAUAAUGGAAACACAAUGCCAUACAGUUCCUCAUCCCCAGGAAGCUAUGUGGGACCUCAAUUAGCAGCAGGAGGAAGUGGCUGUCCUCCAGGAACACCAAUCAUGCCCAGUCCAGCAGACUCCACUAACUCUGGUGAGAAUCUCUACACACUGAUAAACUCAGUACCUGGAGGGAGCAGAUCCGGUUUUCCUAUGGGCCCCGGGUCAGACGGUCCAAUGGGAGCACUGGAGCCUCAUCACAUGAAUGGCUCAUUAGGUUCAGGAGACAUAGAUGGAAUCCCAAAGAAUUCCCCUAAUAAUCUAAGCGGCAUGAGUAACCCACCAGGAACUCCACGAGACGACAGUGAACUGGGUGGAAGCUUUCUUCACUCUUUCCAAAAUGAAAAUUACUCGCCAACAAUGACAAUGAGUGUGUGAUGAUGAGAUGUGCAUCAAUUCCAAGACAUUAAAGCAGGCGUCUUUACGACCAGGGACCAACAACCCAACAUCACGAACCAGAGUGAGGUCUAAGUUUAGUUUCUCACAUUCAUGUGAACCAAUCUUAAACCAGCUCUGGUUGAGGUGAAUGCUUCUCAUUUCAACACAGUCAAAAAGGACUCUGUUUAUACGCGAAGGACCUGUUUGAGAUGGGCGCCCUGUCUGGCAUAGUCAUUUAAGUUCAUAUUUUUGUAUUCUGUAGUUUAAAAUAGCAGGCUGAAGCUUUGCCCUGGUUCCUUAAAGAAGCCCACACAGGAUGAGAGCAGAGAAGAGAAAUGCUCCUUUGUUUUAUAUGAGAGUGGAUGGAGAGGAGACUGUGAUAACAUCUACACUGGAUUUAGAGGAAAUACUAUCUAAAUGGCUUCUUGAGAGGCUUCUUGUGUAACAUUCCAUUGGCAACUUUUUAAAACCACAUUUUUGAACAGCCUCAGUAGAAGUCAUACUGUGAUGGACUUCUCAAAAGUGACCCAUCCACACAGAGUAUACAGCUGAUUUGAAUAUACGGAGCAAUGAAAAUACGAAGUGGAAAUAAACAACUGUCCUUUUUCAUUUCCUACUUGGGAUUACAAUGGACUAUGAGCUAAUGUUCUAUCUUCAUGUCACACUGUUUUUUAACUUAUGUAUUUAACAAUGACAUUCACUGCUGAAGCCUUUCUGAAGCAUUUUCAUGUGCUGUAUGACUAUUCUGAAAAUCUGUAGCAUUUCCACUUCUAGGGAAACCAGAGCAGACAAACUACAGAUUUCUGCAGCAAAGGAAACAAGCAAGUUGACUAUAAUCGAAGUAACUAAGGGAUAGGUUCACUGUAUUUACAUCUAUUGGAAUAGGAAUCUGACAAAAUGGCUAUUUAUUGGGUGAUUGUGAUGUUGCAAUAGUAAUCUUUUCUGUUUCCCCUCCUGCUUUUCCUCCCAUUCGCUUAACUCUGGAUAUUUUGCAUGUUUUAAUUUUCCUUUGUUUUUGACUUUUAUUGCUUGGUUUUAGUCACCGAUGUGCCACAGACACCCAAAGGAUGAUUGUUUAAUUUAUGUAUUUUUUUAAGUUUCUGUUUGUUUCCAAAUGUUAGUUUGUCACAUUGCUGUACAGCCAAACUUGACCUGUUACACACAUACUACUUGUAUGUUGUUUAGCCUUCAAAUGUAUAUUACGUUCUUCAGGAGAAAUAGUAAAAGGACUUGUGUAAUUCUUAUGAUUAAAUUAUUUUUCUGUUCCUACCAAACUAUUGUAAACUAUUUCUCCUUCUGCAAAUAAAUAUUUACAAAACG